AUGCGUUAUCAUCCAUUUAUUUUAUAUCUCGUCGCGGCUUCCUUCUGCUUUGCCACCCAUCGAACAGACGAGAAAUCUUGUUCAACUCAUGGAGAACAGUAUAUCAGCACAAAUAUUUUUCAUGUGCUGAAGAUUUACGAAGAUCACGGUCGUCUGAUAGAGGAUACUAAGAACUGUGCUCAAUUUCUCGAUGUUUUCAGUACGCUUGCCGCAGAGACCAACAACAGCAGCUUUACUCUACCGGACCUUGUGAAGGCUUGUGAGAGAGUCAUUAUUGUCAUGGGCAGGGCCCUCGAGGAAAGCCUCCAACGUUACGCACAAUCCCAGAUUGACCAGUUUCCAAUCAGUCCGAAGCAAUUGUAUCCCGGUAGAAGUCCAGCAUCUCAAACGACGGCUAUUGAUUUUGGCGCUGAAGGAGGCCCGGCCCAUGAAUAUGAAAAGUCUAUACUCGACCUAGUCAAGCGCCGCUCAAAACGCAAGCAUCGCCGAGAGGAGGUAUGCGAGGCCAAAGUGUGCGAGAAUGAGGACUUGGGAAGAAUGUGCAACUCUAAAAAAGUUGAGCCAGACGCAGCUCUGAUUUGCAAGAUGUGCUACCCUGAAAAAGAUGUCGAGCUUAUUAACGCGCAUUGCCAAGCGAAAUGGAAGAGGGAGAGAAGAGCAUUUUACAUUGUUUCGUUCGUCCUUAUCGCAGUCACAAUAAUAAGCGGUCUUUUGCUCUAUAUACGACGACGAUAUCUCCGGGAAAAGAAUCCUCCACGUGACGGCUUCCAGGACAAUGGCCCAGUCGAAGAAAUCAAUCCACCAGGUGAAAUAUACUAUUAUGACGGAACGAGACUGGAUAUGACGAUGAUGCCGGGUGAGCGGGGACCUCCAUCAGCCGUGAAUUCUUCUCCGGACGCUCGUCAGAAAGACGGAUCGAAAAGGUACAAUAUCCCAUGGGACUACUAUGAGGACGACAUGAUUAGCACAUCUGCCGCUCAGCGGAGGCUGAAACAGCUCGGGCUACUCUCGAGAACUGGACGCAAAAAAAUCCACGACUUGUUUGAUUUAGAAGCACUACGGUCGAAGUACGAUGCCACAAAAGGUAUUCAGCGACAGUCCAAUGAUUCCGACCGAGUACCAGUGAUGCCGUGGGCUCCGAAUGCAAGUGUUCGACUGAGUGAUCGAGAAACCCAACGUGGGCGGGCGAACGCGUUUUCAAGAGGCUUAUCCGCCGUCGAGCUACGAGACAUGCCACCAAAGACUGAUGCCGUCUGA
This is a messenger RNA of Talaromyces atroroseus, 1257 nucleotides long. RefSeq lists its product as hypothetical. NCBI's taxonomy places the organism in Eukaryota, Fungi, Ascomycota, Eurotiomycetes, Eurotiales, Trichocomaceae. The coding region runs from base 1 to 1257 and encodes 418 amino acids. The transcript has a single exon. The record is from RefSeq and is a predicted model, not a curated record.